This is a messenger RNA of Dipodomys ordii (Ord's kangaroo rat), 2667 nucleotides long. RefSeq names its product cell cycle progression 1 (gene Ccpg1). Gene Ontology annotation, cellular component: membrane. The record is from RefSeq and is a predicted model, not a curated record. The transcript is spliced from 9 exons. The coding region runs from base 125 to 2443 and encodes 772 amino acids. NCBI's taxonomy places the organism in Eukaryota, Metazoa, Chordata, Mammalia, Rodentia, Heteromyidae.
CCUGCGAGCGAGCAGGUUGUUGUUUUUAUGAGAGGCGUCACUGGCACCUGGAGCCGUGACCGCCGGCGUCGUGACUGCCGGCUCCUUCUGCUGGAGGUGGCGCUGCUCGGGCCAGACCUAAAAAAUGUCUGAAAAUUCCAGUGACAGUGAUUCAUCUUGUGGCUGGACGGUCAUCAAUCAUGAGGGGUCUGAUGUAGAGAUGAUGAAUUCUGUCUCUGGCAGUGACAGCUGUGAGCUUAUCCCAGAAUGUUCAUCUCUAGAGCAAGAGGAAGUACAAUUACUGCAGAUAGAGCAGGGAGGAAGCAGCCAAAGCCAAAAUGAGACACUGUUACUGGGAGAAACUGCUUUUCCUGCUUUGGAACAAAUUAUAUCAGCAAUUGAGGUAGAAGAAACGAAGUCACCUGAACACAAUGUCUAUUUUGGAACUGCCAGUGAUGACUCUGAUAUUGUUACCCUUGAGCCACCUAAGUUAGAAGAAACUGAAAGUCAAGAGGUUCUGGUUGCUGAGGAGGCACACAAUUCUGAUGACUUUCACAUGGGCUCCUCCUUGAGCAGCCAGUAUGCAUUCUGCCAGCCAGAAACUGUAUUUUCAUCUCAGCCUAAUGAUGAUGAAUCAAGUAGUGAUGAAACAAGUCAUCAACCCUGUCCUGCCUAUCGACGCCGCCGUGGGAGGAAGAAGACAGUUUCUACUUCAGAGUCUGAGGAACGGCUACUUGCCGAGCAAGAACAUGAACCUUCUAAGGAGUUGAGUAAACGCCAGUUCAGUAGUGGUCUCAAUAAGUGUGUUAUUCUUGCUUUGGUCAUUGCUAUCAGCAUGGGAUUUGGACAUUUCUAUGGUAAAUUCAAAUCAUUGAAAGAAAAUCUUGCCAGUUGUUGGACCAUUACUCAAGCCGGAAAGAUUUCCUUUGAAACUCAGAAAAAUAACCUUGCUACAGAAAAUCAGUAUCUAAGAUUAACUCUGGAGAAGGACGAAAAAGCCAUAUCUCUAUUACAGGAAGAGUUAAGGAAUCUAAGGGAACAGAUAAGAAUAUUGGAAGAUAAAGGGACCAAUCUUGAAUUACAUUCAGAAAAUCAGAAACUUAAGCAGUAUUUGGAACAGGAAAAACAGAAAACACACACCUUCCUUAGUCAGAGGGACACUCUGUCAGCAGAAGCAAGGAUGCUAAGGACCGAGCUGGAGAGAGAACGGCUGGCAGCAUUGGCUUUGAGGCUGGAACUCCAGCAGUUAAACACGCAGCCCCAGGACAACUCCGAAUCUGCCAGUGCACUGGAUGAAAAAAAGGAAAUUGUGCUUUUACAGCAGAGGCUCACUGAGAUGGAGCAGAAGUUAAUCUUUGAGCAGCAACGCUCUGAUCUGUGGGAACGACUGUAUGUGGAGGCAAAAGAUCAAAAUGGGAAAGAAGAAACAGAUGUUAAAAAGAAAGGGAGCAGAGGAAGCCACAGGGCUAAGAGCAAAUCAAAGGAAACACUCCUAGGAACAGUUAAGGAGACAUUUGAUGCCAUGAAAAAUUCUACCAAGGAGUUUGUAAGGCAUCAUAAAGAAAAAAUUAAGCAGGCUAAGGAAGCUGUAAAGGAAAAUCUGAAAAAGUUCUCAGAUUCAGUUAAAUCAACUUUCCGACAUUUUAAAGAUACUACGAAGAAUAUCUUUGAUGAAAAGGGCAAUAAAAGAUUCGGCACGCCAAAGGAAACAGCAGCUGAGAAACCAAGAACAAUUUUUAGUGACUAUUUGUACCCACCAUUUAGGUCAUCUAGACCAAACCAGGACUGCAGAGGGCCCACUGUGCAACAGGACAGAAGGAAAGAGAAGAAGCCAGUACACUUUGAAGAAUACGGAAGAAAUGCAGAUCCACCGAAGGACAGUUCUGAGCACAACUGUAGGGAAAAGCAUCCCUCUUUCAGAAAAACGUGUUCUAAUAUAUUUGAAUGCGCUCGACUGGAAUCCAAGAUAAGUCCCUUUAAUAUAGUGAAUCCUGUAAGGAUAGAAGAAUUUAGACAAAUAAUGGAAAGGUACUUGUUAAAAGAACUGAGAGCUUUUCAUCACUGGAAAGAACUUGAUCAGUUCAUCAGUAAGUUUUUCCUCAAUGGUCUGUUUCGACAUGAUCAGAAGCUCUUCCUGGACUUUGUUAAUGAUGUUAAAGAUUAUCUUAGCAACAUGAAGGAGUAUCAAGUAGAUAAUGAUGACGUGUUUAAGAAGUUGGAUGAACACAUACACAGAUACUUUGCUCACCCUUUACCCCCUCCACAUGGACCCAGUCGACCUGAUAAAAAGCAACGUAUGGUAAAUAUUGAAAACUCCAGGCAUCGAAAACAGGAGCAGAAGCACCUGCAGCCACAGCCUUAUAAAAGGGAAGGUAAAUGGCAUAAGUAUGGGCGCACUCACGGAAGACACAUGGCAAACCUUGAAAUAGAAUUGGGGCACUUACCUUUUGACCCUAAAUACUGAUUCCCUGGUUAAUAUUACAUUAGGAAACUUAAGAGACAUACGGAUGCUUUCUACAGUUGUUUGGUGUUGAAACUUAACAUGAAAUUAUCAACGUGUUUUUUCCUUCCAUUUUCAAAAGAUCAGUUUGAUGGCUUCAUAUUAUUACUCAGAAGCAUCAGGCAAAAGCUUACUAACCUGCAUUUUCCUGUAAUUUAGCUUUGUUGAAAUUUGGGGGGAGGGUACUG